UGAUUACUUUUGUUCCUCAGGAAUUCUCCAAGUGCUGAUCAGGAAGCUCUGUUGGAUUUAUUAUGGAAGUUGUGGCCUCGAUUACCAGCUUACGGGCGUAAAGCUGCUCAAUUUGUGGAUUUACUCGGAUAUUUCUCUCUUAAAAGUCAACAGGACAGUAAGAAGAUGGGUAUAUAUAUGGAGCAGGCUGUGAGUGUUCUUAGAAUGCAAAAUCAACUUUUGGCUCAUCAUCCCAAUGCUAACUUGUAUGGGCACUUAGCUCAGUAUGUUGAAUUGGAUGGAUAUUACCUAGAAAGUGAACCUUGUUUAGUUUGCAACAACCCAGAGGUGCCAAUGUCAAGUAUUAAGCUUUCUUCCAUUAAGAUUGAUUCAAAGUUCACAACUACUACUCAGAUCGUCAAGUUGGUAGGUAGCCAUACAAUUAGCAAAAUAACUCUGCGUAUUGGAGAUUUGAAGAGGACAAAGAUGGUUCGAACCAUCAAUGUAUACUACAACAAUAGAAGUGUACAGGCAGUGGUUGAAUUGAAGAACAAGCCAGCCAUGUGGCAUAGAGCAAAAAAGGCUACUUUGGCAUCUGGUCAAACAGAAGUGAAAAUGGAGUUUCCUUUACCUAUUGUUGCCUGCAACCUUAUGAUUGAAUAUGCUGAUUUCUAUGAAAACAUUCAAGCUUCAUCUGAAACCCUCCAGUGUCCUCGCUGUUCAGCAUCGGUUCCUGCAAACCCAGGGGUCUGUGCUAAUUGUGGGGAGAAUGUAUUUCAAUGCCACAAGUGUCGAGCAAUUAAUUAUGAUGAAAAGGAUCCCUUCCUGUGCCAUGCUUGUGGUUUCUGCAAGUAUGCUAAAUUUGAUUACACUCUCACUGGUAGACCCUGUUGUGCUGUUGAUCCUAUAGAAAGCGAUGAAGAUCGCAAGAAGACAGUGGCUACUAUUAACUCUCUUCUGGAGAAAGCUGACAGGGUUUAUAAGCAACUUAUUGCUAACAAACCAACUCUAGAGCUAUUAUUGUUGAAGAUAAGUGAACAUCGAUUGGAUCGUGCGUUGGAUGAAGGUAUACAAGCUGGUAGUGCUGGUAGCACUCAAGUGAACAGGGCUAUCCAGUUACUAGCCCAGCGUUAUUGUGGAGAAUGCAAAAGUUCCUUUGAAGAACUGAGCAAAAUCAUCCAGCGUGUUUUGGCUUGCCGGCGUGAACUAGUUGCAUACGAUCGUAAUCAGCGAGAUAAUGGUAGUCGUGCUAUCGGAUUAAAUGUGCUGCCUUUAUCUAGCACAAUGACUGACUCUGUUUCUGGAAAUACAUCUUCACCUCCUGGAAUCUCUUCCGUUGGCCGUUGUUUUGGAUGUGCUACCUCUGCAACAGAACACUGUCUCACCCUUUUACGUGCACUGGCUUCCAAUCCAGUAUCUCGACAAGCUCUUUGCAGUCAAGGUCUAAUUGCAGAGUUGUUGGAGAAUAACCUGCGGCGUGGUACAAUGCAGGUCCAAGAAGAAGUGCGCCAACUAUUAUGUCUGUUAACAAGAGAUAAUGCUCCUGCUACUGAAGACUUACGUCAGUUAUUAAUGGAUCGUAUUAGUAUUACUUUGCGAGGCAAUGUAGCAACAUCAGAUCUUGCUUUUGCCGUUCGCCAUGAAAUGGCACUUUUGGCUGCCCUAGUGCAAAAGGAAGAUUCUUGUUGGGAACAGAAGUUACGCUGUGUGAUGCAACUAUUUCUGAUUGCAUGUAAAGAUUCAAGGUCUCCAGUUGUGAUGCAGUCUAUCAUUCUACCAUGUCUUAAAAUACUUCAGUCUCUCAUAAAACCUGACCAACCAAUAUCCAAGAAAAAUAAGGAUAAGACAGUUGACGCCUUGGCAACAAUUCGACCUACAGAAGGUAUAGGUGUAGAAGUAACCAAAUGGCUGCGAGGUGAUCCAAAACAUUCCUAUAAAGCAUGGCGAUCACACAUGCCUCCUCGAAAUUCUGAGAAAGAGACCACAAAAACAAUCAAAAAGGAGGAGGCGCGAGCACUGUACCUAAUGGAGAAAUAUGCGCUUCGAUGGCGCCAGAGCACUUGUGGUAUUGUAAGUUUACAUUUGUCUGAUGCUGCCUGGCUGAAACAGGUGUUGUUUAAUCCUAGCUCAAGGCUUGCGCGACAAGUGGCAUGCAAUAUGUUGGAAAGUUUAUGUUUGGUACCUGUACGUAAACGCGAGGUGCUUGAUUUGUUGACUGGCUUCCUGGGUGAACUGGGAUCUGCAGGAGAGAGUGCUGCGGAAUUCUUGUCUCUGUAUCAAAGUCUAGUUCAGCCUGUCCCUUGGAAACAGUACUUGGCAGUCAGGGGUGUAUUAUUACAUUUAGCUGAAUUAUUGACCCGAGAGAUUGAACAGCUUCACCGUUUGGAAGAUACUACUCUUACAUCAGAUCUUGCUCAAGGUUAUGCACUAAAGAUGCUGACGGAAUUGCUGUCAUCCUUCUUGGAGCAAGACAGCAUCAAGCAACAAUAUAAAGGGCGCCUGGUAGGAGCUGUGCUUAAUGGUUAUUUAUCCUUACGUCGCCUAGUUGUGCAAAGGACAAGACUUAUCGAUGAAACACAGGAGAAAUUACUGGAAUUAUUAGAGGAAAUGACAACAGGCACUGAAGAAGAAACAAAGGCUUUUAUGGCUAUUUGCAUAGAAACUGUUCAGAAAUACAGCCCUCAGGAUGUGCGGACUCCUGUAUUUAUUUUUGAACGUUUGUGCUCAAUUAUUUAUCCCGAGGAAAAUGACAUCGGUGAAUUUUUCCUUACCCUUGAGAAAGAUCCACAACAAGAAGAUUUCUUACAGGGUAGGAUGCUGGGAAAUCCAUACAGCAGUGCUGAGCCAGGUCUCGGACCUUUAAUGCGUAAUGUGAAGAACAAAAUCUGUCAGGAUUGUGAAUUAGUUGCUCUACUGGAAGAUGACAAUGGAAUGGAGUUGCUUGUUAACAACAAAAUUAUCAGCCUUGACUUACCAGUGCGGGAGGUGUACAAGAAGGUGUGGGUUGCAGAGGGUGGAGAAGGUGAUGCAAUGAGAGUGGUUUAUCGUAUGAGAGGACUCCUAGGAGAUGCAACUGAAGAAUUUGUUGAGACUCUAGAUGCUAAAAGUGAACAGGAAGUGAAUAAUGAAGAAGUUUACAAAAUGGCUAAUGUAAUGGCUGAUUGUGGUGGAUUACAGGUAAUGCUAGAUCGCCUAGCUGCCAUUCAGGACACAACUCGAGGACGGCCCCUGUUGCAAGUUCUUCUUAAGCUGUUCCGUCUGUGUGUGAAAGUUCGUCGUAAUCAAGAGGUUUUGACCCAACCUGAACUCAGUGCUAUAUCUGUUUUUCUGGGCAUCUUGCAGUUGUGUUUGGCUGGUGAUACAGAUUCUAGCCAAAGCAGUGUCACCGAGCAGCUUCUUGAUAUUAUGGAAACAGUGUUGUCAAAAGCAGCAUCUCAACCUCUGCAGGCAUUUUUGCGUUUCUCUCAGACUUUUGGUGGCACAGAACAUAUAGAUGCUUUAUUACGUUGUACCACUGCUCCUGGUGUACGAACAAAUGCAUCUGUACUAGUUCACCUAACACGAGUUUUGGCUGCUCUGACUUAUGGCAAUGAAGAGAAAAUGGCUCAACUUUGUGAUCACUUCAAGAAUGUUGUUGAUUUUAACCAGUUUGACUUUGAUCAUACUCCAGAGGAUGAGCAGAAAUUGGAAUUACUGUGUGUACUGACAUCAGGCAUAGAACGAAAUGCUAUUGGAAACACACUCAAAGAUCACAUUAUUUCCCUAGGAAUAGUACAACAAGCAUUGGAAUACAUCACUAUGCACGCACCAUCAGUGAAACCCACUCUGUUACGAACUGACAGUGAUGAUUGGAAGGAAUUCAUCUCAAAGCCUUCCCUUAAAUAUAUUCUUCGUUUUUUGACUGGCCUUGCCACUGAACAUGAGGCAACACAGAUGGCUGUCUCAGCUGACUGCAUUCCAAUUAUUCAUAGACUAGAACAGGUCUCAUCUGAUGAACAUGUAGGUUCUUUGGCAGAAAAUCUCCUUGAGGCACUUCGUGCCCAUCCACAUGUAGCAAGUCGUAUUGAAGAGGUGCGAGAACAAACACGUGCUGAAAAGAAGAGGUUGGCAAUGGCUAUGCGAGAAAAGCAAUUGGGAGCUCUUGGUAUGCGAACAAAUGAGAAAGGCCAGGUUACGGCUAAAAGCACCCUGCUGAUGGAGGAUCUUGGUGAAGAAACAGGGUUGGUGUGUGUGAUUUGCCGUGAAGGUUACAAGUUUCAACCAUCAAAAGUUUUGGGCAUUUACACUUUUACAAAGCGUUGCAAUGUGGAAGAAUUUGAAACUAAACCUCGUAAAACAGUUGGCUAUAGCACGGUCACUCACUUCAAUGUUGUACAUGUGGAUUGUCAUAUGGCAGCAGUUAGAUUAGCUCGUGCUCGUGAUGAAUGGGAAUCAGCAGCGUUGCAGAAUGCAAAUACAAAAUGUAAUGGUUUGUUACCCUUAUGGGGUCCUCAGGUCCCUGAAUCAGCUUUUGCCAGCUGCCUUGCUCGUCACAAUACAUAUCUUCAGGAAUGUACUGGUCACAGAGAUAUAAGCUACUCGUCAACAGUGCAUGAUUUGAAACUUUUGCUGCUGCGCUUUGCCCAGGAGAAGAGUUUUCAUGAUGACACUGGUGGUGGUGGCCCACAGUCCAAUAUGCAUAUUAUCCCCUACCUCAUACACAUGGCAUUGUAUGUCAUUAACACGACAAGAUCAGGGCCUCGAGAAGAAAAAAGUUUGACAGCUCACCUUGAAAAUACUGAAAUGUCCAAAUGGUUAGAAUCUUGUUAUGAUGCUGAAGGACCUUUAUUCUGGUGUGCAUUUUCAUUGUUGUUGCACUCACCUGCACGUUGGGCACGUAAUCGUGUGUGUCAUCUUCGCCGCCUGUUGGUGUUGGCCCAAGCACGCCAUGUCCAGCCAGCAGGACCAGGAGCCACACCUCAUUUAGCUGAUCGUUCAGUGAAGGAAUACUCAGUCUAUAAAAGUUAUUUGCUUUAUUUUGGGCUGAUUGAUGGUAUUUAUUCCAAUUAUUGUAAGAAAGUACCCAGUGCAAGUGAUGAUCAAUGGCCAUCUGCCCUAGCCGAUUACAUUCGUCACAAUGAUGAAGCAUUAAUGAAGGCAUCGGAACGUUUACUGGCUAGCUACAGAGAAGAACUUCUCCCAUGUGCUUCGUUUGAAGAAUUUUGUGAUGUUGUUGGUUUACUAGAAGAGAUCUCUACCCCUGACACCUAUAUUACCGAUGUACUGAAAGGAGUUGUGUAGCAAUCGCAGUUGGCAUCUGAGGCUUUCACCACUAUGCCAGUCUCCUAGUCCCUUUUGCUAUCAACAGUGCCUAGUUGAUUUCCUGCUCAUCGUUGAGGAUGUUUCAUGGUAAGCCUUUCCAUAGAGAGGGAAAUUAUUAUUUGUGGAAAGCUUUGAAUUCACCCAGUUGGACCAACCAUGUUUCCACAGGAUUUGGCUUAGUAAACUAGUUCUUCCCCUGAUGUUAAAUUUCAUAGAUUAUUUGUUGUGUAAUUCAUUGUAUGUUUCAUUUUAUAAUCUUUAUAGUAAUAAAUUGUCUCCCAAAUAAACUGUGGAUGCUGCAAAAUCUGGCUUUAUAUUUACGCUUAUGCUUUACUUUUGUUCGACUUGUAUCUCGUUGCAGAAUUUGAUUUCUGUUGUGCUUGUGAUAACAAAUAAAAUUGUCCAAUGAAAAAUAAAAAAUUAUUUUCUGUAUAAACUGUUAAUGAAUAAAUUGUAAUUAACAGUUGAUAUGUAUAUAUUUUUUUGUUGUACCUUACAAAUUAAAAAUAAAGCUGCCAAUGGGUCAUGUUUAUC
Messenger RNA from Gryllus bimaculatus (two-spotted cricket), 5814 nucleotides. NCBI's taxonomy places the organism in Eukaryota, Metazoa, Arthropoda, Insecta, Orthoptera, Gryllidae. The record is from the annotation of a GenBank genome assembly.